Dujonia railenensis is the source of this 1347-nucleotide messenger RNA. The record is from the annotation of a GenBank genome assembly. Lineage: Eukaryota; Fungi; Ascomycota; Pichiomycetes; Serinales; Debaryomycetaceae.
AUGAUUACUGUUCAAGAACAGCCUAUAAGAUUGGUAAAUCUUAAAUGGCAACUUGCUUCACAGAAAGGAGCUAAUGAUAGCUGCAAUAGUAGUAACGGUAGUAUCGGAAGUAUAAAUAUUUGUAACCCUAAAGGUGAAAAGAAACCUAGUAACUUCCCCUUGAGCUCCGAACUAGUACUUCUUGAUAGUAAGAAGAGUAUUAGAAGCGGCGUGAAGAAUUCACUUCUUUGGUUCCAUGCCCAGAAUAGCUACAUCGAGCAGCAUCUUGAGUUGGAAGUGAUAAAAGAUAAUGAUAACGAUAAGGAUGAAAGUGAAAAUGACAGUGAUGCCCACGAGGAAAUAGAUUUCCGUCCAUUUGCACCCAAAAAUGAAACGCUACUCUCAAGCAUGAAGAAAAAUCCCAACAGAGUAGCAGCUAUUGGUAACAACAACAAAUUACUUGGACUUGUACAAAGAAGAGUUCAGCGGAUAGUAGAAGAGAGGUUUUCACUUCCUGUUUCAAAAAGUUUCAAAAUCUGCAUUGUAAACACUGUUCUACAAGACUAUGAGACCGACGAUUUAAGUGCCAUAUACAAUAAACUAUUUCGAAAGGAAGGAAAAGAGAGAAUUAUGCAAAUAAUUGAACAGUCGUACUUUGAUAAGUACCCGCUGGAGCAACUUGAUAAUUUCUACGACGAGUUAUUUGGGUGUUUAGGGUUAGCAUCCGAACUUAACAUAUUUGCAACUAAUAAACCUUCAUUUUAUAAAUACUACACGGACAUUUGGAAACUAGAUAGAGAGGGCUUUAAGGAUUAUGACUAUCAAUGCUUUAUCAACUACUGCGAAGAGCAGCAGCAGCAGCAGUACGACUAUGAUGACGAGAAUUUCUCUCAAGAAUGGCUCCACGAAUACGUUAACCAGGGGGUGUUGAUGAAUGUAGAAAAAUUUUACUACUACUUCAACAGGAAAGUAGAGCCUUUUAAGGACAGCGAGGAGCGAGUUAUGAAGAUGAAUGAGAGUAGAAGAAACAGUAGAAGUGGGGAGCUUAGUAGAAGGAGCAGCAGCAGCAGCAGCAUCAUCAGCAGCGGUACCAACAGCAAGAGUAAUGUCAAUCAAGUUGCAAUAAUGAAGCUGUCACUAAUAAACAUUUUAAAUAGUAAAAUGUCAAGAAUCGAGGAAAACAGCACCGCAGCCAUUGAUGAGGAUGACGGAGAUGAUGAUUUUGAUGAAGAAGAUACUAGGUGUCCAGGAAAGAAUUCAGCAAGGAUAAGGAAAUUGGUUAGGUUUGAUGAAGUGCGAAGUAGUUUGGAUUUUGACCCCACUGAGCCUUCAUGUAUAGUAUUGUACGAUAGUAUUGGAAAAGACUAG